AACAGAUUGAUUAUGUCAGCAAAAAAAGGUUACUCCCAGUCGGGGAGCUAUAGUGGAGAUGGCGGCGGAGGCCGUAGCGGAGGUAGCGGUGGAAACAUGUGUUUCAAUUGUGGCAAAUCGGGUCAUAUGAGCCGCGAGUGUCCCGAACCGGACAAACGCCGCACCGGAAGCGGUGGACGAAGUGGUGGUGACGGGAGUGGCGGUAACCGCAGACAAGUCACUUGUCAUAAGUGCGGCCAAUUGGGUCAUAUAAGUCCGCAGUGUCCGCAACAACGAGCUGGUGGUGACCGCCGCGGCGACCACAGCACCAGUACUCGUGGUGCCGGUGAUUGCCAUCGGGCCCUACCGUUCACUAGUGGUCGGCCAACACAACCCCCACAACAACAACAACAGCAGCAGCGGUCCCCUCGAAGUAAAGAGAUCCCGUAUAUUCCCGAUGAGAGGCCGAGUAAAGCGAGCGCGCAGUUUGUCCGCCGCCCCGACACCGGCGCUAAAGGCACACGCAUUCAACUAAUCGCCAAUCAUUUCCGACUAAUCAUCGAAGACAUAGUCGUAAACCACUAUCACGUGGAGUUCGAGUGCGGCGCCCGAACCCUGGGUCAGGCGGUCGCGUCCGGUGGCGGCGAUGCCGGAGCCGAUCGCGAGUCCAAGAAUAAAGUACGCAAAUUGCGGCAAAAGGAGAAUCGGCAGGUGUUCCGCGAGUUCAUGUCUAAUCAGCCGCAGCUGUUCCGCGACCCGCAAACUGGCGACCAAUUGUUGCCCGUAUUUGACGGCAAUUCAAACUUCUACACCAAAGGCCGUCUCUCUCAGGACGAGAACACCUGUACUAUUCAAGUGGCGAUCGACGGCUCCAAUCCGGUCAAUGUUAAUGUGACCAUCAAAUACACUCAACCCAUAGACUUGAGCACUAUUAACCUCUACUAUGACGGCCAGUCCGAUACAGUGCCCCGCGAAGCCAUGCAAGCAUUGGAUAUUAUCUUAAGAUACGGCCCGACAUCUGAUCGCAUACCGAUUGGCAACUCUUUGUACCCGAAAUGGGAUGAGAGUAACCCAAUGUAUGCGCGCGUCAACAUUGACAACGCGGGCCCCGACAGCGUUGGUUACAAACAAGUCGUGUUCGGUCAUUACCAGAGCACCCGAUUGACCAAAAUUGGUCCCACGAUUCUCGUGGACCGAUCGGCCACAGCGUUCUUCACCGGCGGCUCUCUCAUGGAUUUCAUGUAUAAAAUGAAACGCCAAUUGGAACAACGCAUGCGCAACGCAUCCGAGACCAAACUUUUUGAGAUUCUCGCCAAAGAGUGCAAAGGUCUGCGUGUAUACACUCAUCACUUGAGUUACCGGCGCUCGUAUACCAUCAAAGACUUGUCCCGCUUUCCGCCCGAUCGGCAAACGUUUGAAAUUGACGAAAACGGCCGCAAACGACAGGUUUCGGUCAAAGACUACUUCAAGUCGCAGUACAAGAAGGACAUCACCGAUACUGGUCUGCCCUGUCUUAUACCACAGGCCAAUAAACCCAUAUAUUUGCCCAUUGAGAUGUGCACAUUGCACCCUGAUCAACCCGUUUCCCGGGCCAAACUCGACCCGUUCAGCACAUCCAAAAUGGUCAGAGCGUGCGGCAGCCAAUCGCCGGUCGAGCGCUUCGACGCCAUUGAGGAGGCCGUGCGCACCAUCAACGAGACGUCCGCACCCUAUCUCAACGAGUUUAGCCUAUCGAUCGACACGCGUCCCGUGCAGGUGCCCGGCCGUGUGCUCACCAAACCGGACAUCAAAGGCCUGGACCGGGACGCCAACAAAACGAUGCACAACCCGAUACCACUCGAGCGCUGGGUUUGCGUCAAUCUGUGCGCUUAUAAUGUGAGUCGCGAGGCGUACGACAGCUUUAUAAGGGGACUGAUGGGCAAAUACGCCCACGAUGUGGGCAUGACUGUCAGUCGACCGGCCAAACUGUGGGAGUACGACCGCCAAACACCCAGCGAUAUCGCAGAGAUGUUCCGGUGCGCCAAACAGGACUGUCCGCGACUACAGAUGAUUAUGUUUAUCAUUCACGACACGGAUGACCUGAUCCACGCCAACAUCAAGUUCGAGGCCGAGUGUCAUCAGGGCAUCGUCACCCAGUGCGUUCUCGCCAAGAACGUAAAAACUCCCAAAGGUGGCCUUCAGUCGAAUCUAUUGCUGAAGAUUAAUACCAAACUCGGAGGCGUUAAUCGCAUACUUGAGUCAAAUGUGGAGAAACCUGAAGUCUUGCGUAAAGACAACUAUCGCGUGAUGUUUAUUGGCGCUGAUGUCACACAUCCGGCGCCGGCCGACAAAUUGGAAACAUCGGUGGCCGCGUGUGUGGGCUCUAUAGAUACCGAUUACUGCACAUAUUCGGCCAGUAUUAGGGCUCAGGAGAGAACAACUAAAGCACAGGCCGUAGAAAUGAUUAAGGAUUUCGAUGGUAUGAUUGCGGAGUUGUUGGCCGAAUAUAAAGGGGCGCAAAAAGGGUUUCCCAACCAUAUCAUCUAUUAU
Messenger RNA from Medioppia subpectinata, 2508 nucleotides. Lineage: Eukaryota; Metazoa; Arthropoda; Arachnida; Sarcoptiformes; Oppiidae. The record is from the annotation of a GenBank genome assembly.